AUGGGAAGAGUGUGGGUUUUAUGGAAUCCUCUUGUUUUGUCUUUAAUUGUCAUGUCUGAGAACAGUCAAGUGCUUAAUUGUGCUGUGUGGUUGAAUGACCUCAAGGUUAGAUGUCUUGUAUCAUUGGUUUAUGCUGCCAAUACUCACACAGAGAGGUUGCCUCUGUGGAGGAACCUCAAACAGCAUCAUGAACUUGGAGUCCCUUGGAUCCUAAUGGGUGACUUUAAUGUUACCCUUGGAAUUAAUGAAGCUUUUGGUGGUGCACCAAGGUGGUCUCAGGGAAUGGAGGAUUUUAAAAAUUGUGUUUUCAGAAAUGAGCUUGAAGACCUAAGAUACACUGGAAUUUUCUUUACAUGGACAAAUAGCAGCUUUGGAGCAGCUAACAUCUCAAAGAAACUUGAUAGAGUGCUAAUCAACUAUGAUUGGAUGUGCAAGUUCCCACAAUCCUCAGCUGAUUUCCUCCCCCAUGGCAUAUCUGACCACUCUCCAAUGGUCCAGGGCACAAAAAUGUUUUGUGUGGUUCAGAAAUUGAGAGCUCUCAAGCACCCAUUGAAAAUGCUGAAUAGAAAUGACUAUGGUGAUAUCUCAUUGAAGGUUGCAGCAUAUGACUUGCUGAGAAUUAAUGAGAGGGAGAUUGCAAAGAGGUAUGCUAACCUUUGCUUGGCUGAAGAGAUGUUUUUCAAACAAAAAGCUCAGGUUCAUUGGUUAAGAGUGGGGGAUCAGAACACAGCUUACUUUAUGAAGUGCUUCUCUUCAAAGGUUAACAAAAGAAAGAUUAACUCAAUUGAGGACCACAAUGGAGAGGUGCUACAGGGGAUUGAUCUUCAGAAUACAUUCCUUAAUCACUUCCAAAACUUGCUGGGACAGAGCUACAAUCACUAUCCAGGUAUGUCAUCCUUUUCCAAUCUUAUUUCCAAAUCCGUUCCUGCCAACCUCAUCCCUCCACUCACUGACAUACUCACAGAUUUGGAAAUCCAGCAAAGCAUUCUAUCCAUUAAUCCUUAUAAAAGCCCUGGUCUUGAUGGCUUUAACUCAUGUUUUUUCUCUCAUACUUGGCCUAUCAUUGGCUAA
Cornus florida is the source of this 1071-nucleotide messenger RNA. RefSeq lists its product as uncharacterized. The transcript is spliced from 3 exons. NCBI's taxonomy places the organism in Eukaryota, Viridiplantae, Streptophyta, Magnoliopsida, Cornales, Cornaceae. The record is from RefSeq and is a predicted model, not a curated record. The coding region runs from base 1 to 1071 and encodes 356 amino acids.